Messenger RNA from Schistocerca americana (American grasshopper), 2468 nucleotides. Its product is annotated as GPI mannosyltransferase 2-like. Gene Ontology annotation, biological process: GPI anchor biosynthetic process; protein transport. The record is from RefSeq and is a predicted model, not a curated record. Bases 601 to 2127 code for a protein of 508 amino acids. The transcript is spliced from 4 exons. Gene Ontology annotation, cellular component: endoplasmic reticulum membrane; mannosyltransferase complex. NCBI's taxonomy places the organism in Eukaryota, Metazoa, Arthropoda, Insecta, Orthoptera, Acrididae. Gene Ontology annotation, molecular function: GPI mannosyltransferase activity; alpha-1,6-mannosyltransferase activity.
CAGUGACCUGAAGAAAACUGGAAAAUCUGGUCUGCCAAAGUGGGUGACUGCUUGUAGACCAGUGAACAGUGAGUGGUUGCAUAUUCGCUGGAAGUGCCUUUCGCAGAUGUACUGCAAAUAAGAGAAUUCCAGAGCAAAUGCACUGAAUCCUGUUGCUGAAAACUGCAAAAGCUGCACAGAAAAGACUGCACAUUUGGAAAUUAUGUCAUGCUGAUACGGUUUAUUGUCAUGCCAAACAAAAGAAGCAUCAGUAGGACAGUGGUAAACAACAGAAAACCCCACAACACCUCCAUCUAAAUGACAAGAUACAGUUUUGGACAUAGCCAAGAGGAUUCAUUAGCUCUUAUGAUGAUCUGAAGUGAUUCCUUACCUCAACAUGAGAAGACUGUUAGUGCACUCCCAAGCACAUACAUCGCAGUGAAUAAACAGAGCAGCUGCCAGGAAAUGGAAGACCCAUUUCCUUCCUGAUGCUUGCUUAACUACAGCAACAGAUUAGGACAGUGAUAGAUGGAGGGCUUGUGAGACAGUGUCUAGUAUUCAGUGAAAGCCAUAGUAGUAUGUUAAAAUAACGUGCACAUGGAAGAUUCACAAUGAAUAAAAAUGACUGUGAAGGCAUUCAGUUUGAAGCCAAAAGUGACCACUUUUGCAAUUUUAUCAAGACUGUUUGUACUUACCUUGUCAUGUCUGUCUAAUAAUUUAAUACCUGAUCACAAUUCCGAUGCAUUUAUUAGUCCAUCAAAUCCUUAUGAAAAGAAUGCCACAGUCUGUGAUAGUAUUGUCAAUUUCCUCUUUGGUGGUAUUAACCGCUGGGAUGCCCAGUAUUUUUUGCACAUUUCUCGGUAUGGGUAUACAUUUGAAAAUUGCCUUGCUUUCUUUCCCACGUACCCAAUCCUUACACAUCUGACAUCGAGGAUCUUGUAUAUUCCUCUCUCAAUCAUUCUUAAUGAAACAUCUGUAACCACUUUUUGUGCAGUUGCCAUUAAUUUUUACUUUUUUGUAAAGGCUGCAGAAGUAUUAUAUGAUUUGACUGAAAAACUGUUCAAGAAUUGUCAACUGGCUUAUGUUGCUUCUAUAAUGUUUUGUGUAAAUCCUGCCAGCAUCUUCUUUAGUGCACCAUACUCUGAAACACUAUUUUCCUUCUUUUCGUUUUAUGGGAUGUACUUAUCUGUUUCAGAUCAUGGUAUUCUUUGCAGUGUGCCUUUAGGUCUUUCUGCAUCGGUGAGAUCCAAUGGGAUAUUAAAUACUUGGUUUCCAUUAUUCAAAAUUGCCAAUAAUGUAUUCCAAAGAUUGUCAAAUAAACUCAAAUCUGAUAAAAGAAUUGUGAAGAGGACAGAUGUAAUAGAUGCAGAUGGUUCCUUCUUGAAUCUGUUCUUGAAGGCUGUGUUAGUGACUGUUAUUUCAUUGGCACCAUUUUUUGCAUUUCAAGCAUAUUGCUAUUCCAAAUAUUGCAAAGCUGAUACUUAUGACAUCGCUGCCUUCUUAGCCAUAUUUGCACAUGAGAAAGAUUUUGUCUUGCCUGGCUCAAGAUAUCUUCCGUGGUGUGACGACAAACUCAUUCUUCCUUACAUGUAUGUGCAGCAACAUUACUGGAAUGUUGGUUUCUUGAGAUACUACGAAUUUAAGCAGAUCCCUAAUUUUAUUCUUGCUGCUCCAGUUAUAUUCCUAAUAUUCACAAUGACAUUUUGUUUUGUGAGCUUACACAUGAACUUUAAUAUACGAUUUUUGAACUUAAAGGUAGAGUCUAGUUCAGGUAUGCCACUGAACAUUCUCCCUUUUAUUGCUCAUGCUGCUGGACUGACAAUAUUUUGCUUACUAAACAUUCAUGUACAGGUGACAACUAGAAUGGUAGCUUCAUCAAGCCCAGUACUGUACUGGUUUUCUGCAUAUGUUCUAACUGGUAAACUCCACAUCUCAAAUGAAGCCUGCAAGAAACAAGAUAAAAAAGAUGUAUCAAAGAAAAAAACAAAAUCAGUUGAGUUUGAAACAAAAUUUGAAGACUGGUGGAACAUUUUGUUUGUGACUUUUGACAUACCACAAAAAAUGUUUUCAAAGUUUAUCAAAAUUUAUUUCAUAUCUUAUUUAAUCAUUGGAACCAUACUUUUCAGUAACUUUUAUCCAUGGACUUAAAAGGUUCUUACAAAUAGAAAGAAGAUUGACUUCUUUUCUUUCUUCCUUAAUCAAAUGAACAAAUGAGAACAUGUAUUUCAUUGUAUCAUUACAUUAAAAUUCAUGUCAAUUACUGGUGAGAAACAGUAUUUACUUUUAAUUUAUGGACAUGUAAAGCACUCUUGUUCUCAAGACAGUGGUGACCAAGGACAAUGAAUAUGGUAUCCAGUCAAAGAAAUGCUUAAGAGCCUUGUGAUAAUCAUAGACUUGAAAACUAUUAUUCUUAUAUCUGAUAGUGAUUUGUUACAGAAUACUUGUAUCUUUGCAGGAAUAGGCAUUAGAAUAAAGAACAUACAACAGGA